This is a messenger RNA of Coccinella septempunctata (seven-spotted ladybird), 2381 nucleotides long. RefSeq names its product MAP/microtubule affinity-regulating kinase 3-like. The transcript has a single exon. Bases 417 to 2360 code for a protein of 647 amino acids. Gene Ontology annotation, biological process: intracellular signal transduction; protein phosphorylation. Gene Ontology annotation, cellular component: cytoplasm. Gene Ontology annotation, molecular function: ATP binding; protein serine/threonine kinase activity. Lineage: Eukaryota; Metazoa; Arthropoda; Insecta; Coleoptera; Coccinellidae. The record is from RefSeq and is a predicted model, not a curated record.
AUCAUAUCUUGUUCAAGCCUAUGCAUCUGCAGCAGUAAUGAAGGGGAUAUUUACAUUCUUCUACUCUGUGAAAGAAGCUUGGGCUUGGUUCUAUACACAAAUGUUUAUAAAUUUCCGAUUCCACCUUUCAUUUCUUUGGAAUGACACCGUCAACUUGACAAGAACGAUUUUUCACUGACGUUUUGAUAAGAGAACCUCCUCUCAGAAGGUCCCCCAAAAUUAGUUCGGUUUUUCCACCCUGAAACAGUAUGUGUUAUCAUAUUUUUUCAAUCCCCGUUCCGACACCAAACCGUCAACCAUGAAACUGUUCCUGUGCCGAACGUUAUGUCAGUUUCUUCACAAUCAUAAGUAUAUCUUUCAAGUCGCCAGCUGAAAACUAUUUUAUUUAGAGUGAGAUUAAGUAUAGAAAUGUGUAAAUGAACGCCCAAGCGAUGGCCAAACGAAAAAUAGCUUCAGUAGGUAAUUACAAAUUCACAGGAAAAAUUCUCGGAAAAGGCAAUUUCGCUAGAGUCGAAGAGGCGUAUCACGAGCUACUUGGUAUCAAGGUUGCUGUCAAAAUUAUGGAUCUGAACAAUAUCAAGGAGGAGUAUGUCGUGAGGAACUUGUUCAGAGAGGCGAAAAUCAUGUCCAAACUGAAACAUCCGUGUAUUGUGUCCCUUUUUGAAACCAUGCAGAAAUCCGACAACGUCUACUACCUUGUCACUGAAGUAGUGACUGGAGGGGAUUUGUGCACUUACGUGAAAGCCCAACGCAAUGGGAAACUAGAAGAAAGGACAGCAAAAUACUUUGGUCAACAAUUUGUAUCAGCCAUAGCUUACAUGCAUCAGAGGGGAAUCGUACACAGGGACCUCAAAAUGGAAAACGUGAUGCUCAAUUCCUCCCAAACUCAAAUAAAAAUUGUGGAUUUUGGACUGAGCAAUGAAUGGUCACCGGAUUCGCCUCUGAAAACACAUUGUGGUUCCCCAGAAUACGCUGCUCCUGAGCUGUUUGUAACUAGUAAAGUGUAUGGUCCGGAAGUCGACCUCUGGAGUUUUGGCAUCAUCCUCUACGGCAUGGUGGUUGGUCAACUUCCUUUCGUUAGUAAUAAGAGUCCAAGUAUAUCAUCUCAAGAACGCCGUAAAUUAUUGGUAGCCCAGAUAAACAAAGGCAUAGCAGGACCACAGCGUAAAGCGAUCGCCAGUUUUUCUACAGAGUUCAAAAACCUAAUGAAUCGUUUACUAAAUGCCGACUCUAAGAAGAGAAUCGAUAUAAAAGAGAUGAUCGUACAUCCCUGGAUCACCGAAAACGGCAGGAAGAUAGUUAAGACCAACCCAUUGAGAAAAAUAGCAACAUCAACGUACAACAGGAUGCUGCAUGAUAUCAGUACCAUCUGCGGCCUUCAUUCUUCUGAAAUCCCUAGAAUAAUUGACAAGAAUCCUUUUGGUACAGUGGGAGCCAUGUUGAACAUACUUAUCCACAGAACUCUUAUAAAACCUUUCACGCCAGAUUCGUUGACGAAGUUCGUCGCAGACUCUUCAGCCUCGAAGGUUUUGAAAAGCUUCGAGAAACAGAGGACUGAGUCACCUCUCAGGGUCUUGCAAUCUGCAAGGUUUCAGGAAGAUAAGUUGAAUGAAAGGAUACCGAGGCCGCAUACAACAUCUAACAGCAAUAUAAGUAGAACGAGGACUGUUUUGACGAGAAAAUCACCUCAUUUAUCUCCCCAUCUAUCGAAUAAUGUGAGAGAAGAUAGUUCUGCUUCAAAAAGCCUUCGUCCUCGUUCUGUACAAUUCUCCAAGACCGCUGAAGUGAAGGAAGUUAAACGUCCUGCAACCUCGGCUCUGCAUAAACGGCAAGAGUAUUCAGCCACACUUGCUUCGAGAUUCGUGCAGCAAGCAAGCUCCAAGUGCAUCAAGCCUAAAAACAGCGCUUACGACGAGGAACUCACGCCCAAGAAACAUUUGGAAUUAUCGCGUAAGUGCGAAUCUCCAAUAACCACCAAAAUUAUUAGGGUUUCCGACAGCAAUAUACCGAAAAGAAUACCUAGAACACCCACAUCUACGAAGCGGAGAUCGUCUAUCGAAAGAUCCAAGAAUAUAAAAUCAUCGAGUGCGACAGAAGCUCAGAAAAAUCCUUAUGGGAACAACUUGCCUCACAUCUACGCCCUGAUGAAGCUCGUAGCACCACAUGCGGAAUCACGUAAGAAGAGUGGUAUUGAACCAAAGACGAGUGCCAGAAGUGGUUCGAAUAAAUCUGCGGUGAUGAGACAUUCAGGUAUACCAAUUAUGCCCAGAUCUACUCCAGCGAGGACCAAACUAAGAAGUAGUCGACCAAGCUGUACAAAUAUUGAAAAUACUGUAUCUUAUGCUAGACGUUUAAGGUAGGAAAAUAAAUAAUAAAAUGGU